Molecule: messenger RNA, 1178 nt
Organism: Culex quinquefasciatus (southern house mosquito)
Lineage: Eukaryota; Metazoa; Arthropoda; Insecta; Diptera; Culicidae
Product: ficolin-3
Exons: 4
Coding region: 13-1104 (363 amino acids)
Source: RefSeq, a predicted model, not a curated record
UAUCAAGUCACCAUGGCGGUUCGCGACUUUCUCAAUUUUUCAUUGGCCUUGGUUGUGAUCUGUAAAUCAGUUCGCACUCUCGAUACCAACAUCAGUUCGGUUGAACCUGUCAACGCGGGAUUCGGAUAUGAACUUGUCCAGGCAAGAUUGGAUAGUUUGCAGUUUAGCUUCCUGGAACUCUUCGUGCACGUCAAGGAGUUGGGCGAAACGGUUCUGAACAAUCAACGAACAAUCGAGCAGGGUCAGCUGCAGAGCAAUCAACUGGUUCACCGUAACCAGAAACAGAUUACAGAUCGCGUUGACGAUCUGGAGAAUGGCGUUUCGGCUAACGUAUCCCUGAUUUCCAACUAUGCAAAGCAAAUUUUGGACCUUCAAACUAUAUGUGCAAAUCAUGACUUGAUCAAGGAAGAACUCUACAAAAUUAAACAAAAUGUUACCUUUAAUUUCGAAACAUCUAAUAAACUUAGCAAUAACAACAACUUUAGUAACAUCGAAUCCUGCCAAACUGCAAACUCAACAACCUCAGGAUUGUACAAAAUGACGAUCGCGAACAUUGUCGAUCCCGUCACUGUGUACUGCGAGAUGCAGCGAUUCGGCGGUGGAUGGCUGGUGUUUCAGCAAAGAUUCGACGGAUCGGUUGACUUUUACCGAGGUUGGAAUGAGUAUAAAGCUGGGUUUGGCUCCGUUGGGCAAGAGUUUUGGUUGGGACUGGAAGCGAUCCACCAAAUUACUAAACAAGGAAAAUAUGAAAUGAUAGUAGAGUUGGAGGAUUUCAAAGGAAACUAUUCGUACGCUCGUUAUUCGGAGUUUGCGGUUGGAAGUGAAGCGGAAAAGUAUGCACUGCAAAAGCUUGGAAGUUGCUCGGGAACGGCAGGAGAUUAUCUGAGCCAUCAUAAGGGGAUGAAGUUUACAACACGUGAUAGUGACAAUGAUAUCAAUUCAGAAAAUUGCGCUGUCAAAUAUCAUGGAGCUUGGUGGUACAAAGGCUGUCAUUGGAGCAAUUUGAAUGGUGAACACUCAAAGGAGAACAAUUAUAAAACAAUCAAUUGGUUCAACUCUGGAGUUGGUCUGAAGUACUCUCGAAUGAUGAUUCGAAAAACAUAAGGCGGACAUUCAGUACGUGAUCAAUAUGAUAAUUUUAUUUAAGUUGUUUUUUAAUAAAUGUGCUGCAUCUUAAA